AUGGCUGCUCAACUGGCUUCAUUAGUGGGCAGGCGGGKUCUCAAGGAGAACGUGAACAAUGCAUUUGGACAGGAGGAUCCCUACUUUGAACAAGUCCCUGCUUCUCGACUGGGUCGAACGUUUGGAAAGAAGACACGAAAGCAACGCAAGGCCAUUCCCCCUGGAUUGUCCACCAACGACGCUAAGAUUCUGAACCGCGUUAAACGUCGUGCAUACCGUCUGGAUUACAGCCUCUUCAAUCUAUGCGGAAUUCGGUUCGGUUGGGGUGCGGUUAUCGGCUUGAUUCCUCUUGCCGGCGAUGGUCUCGACGCUGCGCUGGCAAUGAUGGUGGUCAGAGACUGCGACAAAGUCGACGGAGGACUCCCUAGCUCCCUACGAACACGCAUGCUGAUGAACGUCGUGCUUGAUUUCUUCAUCGGUCUCGUUCCCUUCAUCGGUGAUAUUGCGGAUGCCAUUUACAAGUGCAAUACUCGAAACGCUAUCCUGCUGGAAAAACAUCUGCGAGACAAGACGAACAAGAUUGAUAAAGCCCGUGCAAAGAAAGGACAUCCCACAGGAAAAGCACAGCGACCCAUUGAUCUCAGCCUGCCGGAGGAAUUUGAUAGAUAUGAGGAAGGAACGCUGCCAGAACCGCCGAGCUACACGGAAGCUCCCUUGUCAGAACCGACUCCUACGCAGCACGGCGUUGAAGCGCGUGGCCCAACUGAACCACAGCCCGCCCAUAAUCCUGGAUCAUCCCGUCGCGAUGCUAGCUGGUUCAGCGGACGGAAGCAGAAGCGGAGUGAUCUUGAAAGCGGCAGUGGACGCUACUGA
Talaromyces amestolkiae is the source of this 813-nucleotide messenger RNA. RefSeq lists its product as uncharacterized. Bases 1 to 813 code for a protein of 270 amino acids. NCBI's taxonomy places the organism in Eukaryota, Fungi, Ascomycota, Eurotiomycetes, Eurotiales, Trichocomaceae. The transcript has 3 exons. The record is from RefSeq and is a predicted model, not a curated record.